AUGCUCCGGACGGCAUUGCCCACUCGUCUUCUUGCACGGACUGCUAGAGCAGUAGCUGCGCACCCUCCAAGAAGGACGUUCGUCUCUACUGUUCUUCUCUCAAAGGCAUGGGAAAACGACACCGUGGUAGACCUGCGAAAGGAGGCUAGGAGUCGUGGGCUGUCUACGUACGAUUUCCACUCCUUUUCCCUCCACAAGUCGGCUCAAGAGUUUUACAGGUCAGGGAAUAAAUCUGCUCUUGUCUCCCGCAUUCGAUCGCACGAGGAGAGCAAGGUUGCUGAAGCCGUCCGUUCUAUUGAGACUGUUCGCCAUGCGUCUACGGAUACUGCUGUACCAGGUAAACCUGACAUACCUGCCUCCGCUCCCGCCAUCGAGUAUCUUUCCGUGAAAAUCCCCGAUUUGUCCAUACCACCUGCGGAAACUCCUGUUCAGAUUCCUUUCGUGCCUGAUUACUGGGAUUCAGCUUCAUCCAAGUCCCCUAAGCCUAUGGCUCAGGGACCUACGCCACCACGAAUGCAUGUGGUGGCCGGUCCCGAAACCCACCGGGACGGAGGUCCUAUGCACCAUCUUGAAAAACAGGAGGACGCUCAACUGAAGUCUGUGGACGAACACCCCGAAACAGUACCUGUUAAUGCCUCUCUAUCAACACCCGGCGGCUUGAUUCGUGAUAUUGCGGAUGAUCUAGGGUUGCCUAGGUCUCUCGGUCUCGGUCAACAAACAGAGCAGACCACUGAUAAUUCGGAACAAACCGGAAAAUCGAGACCCUUGCAAGGAGAGGAGAGGAGAGGAAUCUGGGUUCUUCUGGGCAUUAUUGCAGGAUCUUGGUUCGUUGGUGGAGCGGUCAAUGCUGCUCCGAAACAGGUUGUAGAAACUGAGGAGGUUAAACAGUAG
Coniophora puteana RWD-64-598 SS2 is the source of this 891-nucleotide messenger RNA. RefSeq lists its product as uncharacterized. The transcript is spliced from 2 exons. Bases 1 to 891 code for a protein of 296 amino acids. Lineage: Eukaryota; Fungi; Basidiomycota; Agaricomycetes; Boletales; Coniophoraceae. The record is from RefSeq and is a predicted model, not a curated record.